UUUUGGAUAUGAGGAGAGUGGUAUUAUGAAUUCAGGCUUAUAAGCUCUCUCCAUGAAUCAUCCCUGUUUGUGGCAUGUUUUAAUGCUUAAAAUUAUCGAAAACAGCAAAGGGCUUCUUCUUUGACAACUAAGGUUCUGCCUCGAUUAGAUCAGCAUAAAUCUGGGAUUAAAUGCAGCUUUAGCUCUGUUGAAAGUUUCAUGAAUCUCAAGUUCAUUCAAGAAACAUAAGGGGUUUUUGGAGAUAUUUUUAGCCAAACUAUUAAUCUUGUCUAAUUUUGUAGAUUUCUACACUCUUCUUGAUGAAAUUUCAACCCGUUGAGCCUGAUUAUCAAAGGAAGAUACCAAAGGAUGAAAUCUAUAGCUUUUAGCCUCUUUCAUACAUGCUUAAGGCUUGUAGAACGAUUCAUUCCAGUUAAAGUAGUAUCUGACAAUUUUUGAGGAACUUUAACCAAAUUUCAUAUAUAAUUUUGAGAUUCAUGAAAAGUGAGAAAUUCGAUGAACUAAAUUUUUGGAUAGACUUGCUUACUCAAGACGAGUUUAACACUAAAGGAAGAUUAGAAGCAUUGCUUCAUGCUGGGCCUUACUAGAGGUGCUGUGCUACAAUAGGACUUAUUUUAUUUUAUCGUAUUUUACCAUCACAGAGUGACUAAUCCAAAGUGAGGAUCUAUGGUUGAGACAUCAGAUGAGCUAUUAUAAGCUUCUUGCUAGUCAUAAAGUCUUGCCUCUGCUAUUAAGUUAAAUAAUCCAAGUUUGUAAUUCCAAAUCCUUAAAAUUAUGUAUCAUAAUUGUUUUAUAUUAAUGGCUAAGGAAUCACUAAUAAUAUAAGAGAUUUACUGAAAUUAGGAAGAAUUAUAUAAGAAUUUACUUAAAGCUAGAUAGGACAUGCAUAUUGAGAGUCUCUCUCAUUUAAGCUUUUAAUGAUGUCUCCUUUGUCAUCCAAACGAGCUCUUCUGAGCGAGAAAUCGUUUUCAUACCUCUUAAAUAAGGUUAAUAGCUGCUUAAUGGUAGUUUAUCAAAAGUUUGGACCACCAGAGAAGAUGGUAUCAAGCAAAGUCUUAUCUUAAGAAGUAAGGCCUUGCAAUUACUAAAAUUCAUCAAUUUUCCAGAAGAUAGAUAGGCUGAUGAAUCGAGAUAUUCACAGUCUUCGUUUGAUAUUGAUAAAUGCUCCGUUAUAAGAAUGUUAUAACAUUUUCUGAAUCAUGGAUUUUCUCUCUUCCAAUUUGAUAUUUUUGUAUUUAGUAAGAUGAGCCAUAGUAUGAUGCCUCCACCGCACGGUGGCUCUAAAAGUGUAUGAGAGCAAGGAGCCCAAGAAGUUUAACCCCAUCUCUGAUAGAUUAAUAAAGAUUCUGCAUAUGCUUAGCUAAAAUUUUCAGAAAUUUUCAGAUUCGCUCUAUUAUCAAUAAUAGAAGCAUAUUCAGCUUAGUUUGCUUUAAAGAAAAAUUGUACCAAUUUUGAUACUUUCGGAAAAAUUUCUUGAUUGCAAGAAUCCUUGAUAGAUAUUUAAGUCCAAAGAUAAAAUACUUAAUAUAAUUUUUAUUAUGAAUUUCCAUAACAACAAUGGUUACUCUGGCUUAACUCCUACCAUAGCCUGGGAGUAUACAGCCAUGCUCAAACAGCUUGAGGAGGCAUAUUGAGUCUGCUCACACAUAAAUAGCACUGUUCCUAGUAUUGAGGACGUCUGAAUUUGCCAGGAUUGGUGAUUAUGUACUUCCUCAAUCAAUUCGAAGCUAAGCACUAGUAUUGGAAACGAUAGUAAGCAAGAUAUGAAUGGAUCAUCUUGAUGUUCAAAAUCAGGUACAAAAUCUAAGAUUCACAAAAAGAAUAUUACACAUCAACUUGGUCAAGAAGAAGUCGAACAAUCAGAAAAUAUUGAUGACAACUCUCAGGAUAUCAAAAGGAGGAAAUCACGCUCCUCUAAGCUAGACAUAAAGCCAAGUCUUAUUAGAGUGCGCAGAAAGAUUCUCAGCAGCGGAAUCACCGCUUUCUUCAGUUCACCAAAAAAGACUAGAGGGACUACAGAUGUCACACUUGGGAGAAGAUCUAGAUACAUCGGUGUUUCUAAGAACAACUCUCAUUGGCAAGCAAUGAUCAACUCAAGAAGAGACAAGAAGUACAUCGGGACCUACCUCACCGAACUAGAGGCCGCCAGAAUCUACGACAUCUACUCUAUUGCCAUGCAAGGAAUCAAAGCUCCCCUAAACUUCAACUACUCCACUGCUGAAAUGCUCACAAUAAUCGACAACUUCCUCCACCCACAACAAUAAAUCCCUAAUUUCA
Molecule: messenger RNA, 2277 nt
Organism: Moneuplotes crassus
Lineage: Eukaryota; Ciliophora; Spirotrichea; Euplotida; Euplotidae
Source: the annotation of a GenBank genome assembly